Messenger RNA from Mus musculus (house mouse), 2683 nucleotides. It is a transcript of the gene Vmn1r58, whose product is annotated as vomeronasal 1 receptor 58. The record is from RefSeq and is marked provisional. Gene Ontology annotation, cellular component: plasma membrane; membrane. Gene Ontology annotation, molecular function: G protein-coupled receptor activity; pheromone receptor activity. NCBI's taxonomy places the organism in Eukaryota, Metazoa, Chordata, Mammalia, Rodentia, Muridae. Bases 341 to 1273 code for a protein of 310 amino acids. The transcript is spliced from 2 exons. Gene Ontology annotation, biological process: sensory perception of chemical stimulus; G protein-coupled receptor signaling pathway; signal transduction.
GCACUUCUUUGAAUCUGUCUUAGGAAAUGGAUACACAAAGAUGUUCUUCAAAGGGAGAGGAACUCAGAGCUACGUUUCUUCAGUAACUACUCAGGAGCUGGCCUACAUUUCUGUGAGUGACCCCAUAUUUGCUGGUCCUAAGCAGAAAAAUCUCCUGUAGUGUGUCAAAGCAGUGGCAGCUUCUAAAAAACAAACAAACAAACAAACAAAAAACCUCCAAAACAAUUGAAAAUAUUAGAUAAUUGAGAAGAUUCUUGAAGAAAGCACUGCCCAACCUGAUCCUUACACCACUGUGCUAUGAAGCCAUCUCCAUGUUGUCUCAGAAUAAACCCUGAAAACCAUGGAAAUGUUGGCUCUUCAGAUCCUUUUGCUUUGCCAUGUUGUGGUUGGGACUGUGGGCAACAUCCUUCUGUUUGUCCAUAACUUCUCUCCAAUCUUGACUGACUCCAGACUGAAGCCAAUACAGGUCAUUCUAAUCAACUUGGCUGUGGCCAAUGCAUUCAUGCUCCUUCUGUUUGCAUAUUCAUAUGACCUUACUGAUAUUGUUCCCAGGAAGCCUCCAACUGACCUCAAAUGUAAACUUGCAUACUUCUUUCACAUGGUGGCACGAGGCACAAUCAUGUGCUCUACCUGUAUCCUCAGUACAUACCAGUUUGUCACUCUUGUCCCUGGUACCUGGGCUAGGGUCAUGUUCAGAGAAAUAUCCCCCAAGGUUGUGAGCUAUUGUUGUUGCAUCUGCUGGUUGUUCAGUGUCUUAAAUAAUGCUUACAUCCCAAUGAAUGUCAGUGGUCCACAGAAAUCACACAAUGACUCUGAUUCUAAAGGCAAUUCAAUAUGCUCCAUCUCUGGGGUCAGUGUAGACAUGAAUAUCUUGCGGUUUUCCCAUGACAUCAUAUUCCUAAGCAUCAUGGCCUGGACCAGUGUCUCCAUGGUGAUUCACCUACACAGACACCACCAGAGAAUGAACCACAUACAUAAGGCCAAUCAAAACAACAGAGGCCAUGCUGAGACCAGAGCAGCCCACACCAUCCUGAUGCUGGUGGUCACAUUUGUGAGCUUAUAUAUUCUAAAUUGUAUUACUAUUUUAUUUCACAUUUCCUUUGUGGAAUCUCGUCUCUGGUUGAGGUAUGCCACAAAACUCCUGGCUCUAAGCUUCCCCACCAUUUCUCCCUUUCUUUUGAUAUUUAGGGAUCGUAAGGGUCAUUGUUCUCUGCACAUCAUUGUCAGUAUGGGAAUCCACGUGACGGGGGGAGCCAUUACAGAGGGACAGUAAGGUCAAAACACGGCCAAACCCUGAAAAAAUCUCAUCCUGAUAUCACCGGAAGGACUGAUCCUGCCUUGCUCUAGGACUGCAUCUACCCAAUACACACAGAGCCAGUCCAUCCCCCAGCUCUGCCACCCUGUGGUAGUCAUGUAACCUAGUGGCCAUGAUGCAGGGUAAACUUCCUAUCUCCUUAUGAGAAGAUGUCCAGCUAGCACCAGGAAUGCCUAAUCAUGAAAAUGAAGCAGUCCCAAGUGUUGUAUAGACCAUGCCACCCCUAAUAAAGAUGUCUGCUUCACUGAAAACCAUCUUGAGAGAAGGCUGUUUCUCCUGGACUCAACACUGCCUGAGAUUCUGAUAACAUGCCUGCAUAAAUAUGCCUGUUUAUUGGUUUUUUAAAGGACAGUUACUUGAAAAUUGGACAUAGUACUACCAGAGGAUCCCACAAUACCUCUCCUGGGCAUAUAUCCAGAAGAUGUUCCAACUGGUAAGAAGGACACAUACUCCACUAUGUUCAUAGCAUCUUUAAUUAUAAUAGCCAAAAGCUGGAAAGAACCCAGAUGUUCCUCAACAGAGGAAUGGAUACAGAAAAUGUGAUACAUUUACACAAUGGAGUACUACCCAGCUAUAAAAAAAAUGAAUUUAUGAAAUUCCUAGGCAAAUGGAUGGACCUGGAGGGCAUCAUCCUGAGUGAGGUAACCCAAUCACAAAGGAAUUCACACAAUAUGUACUCACUGAUAAGUGGAUAUUAGCCCAGAAACUUAGGAUACCCAAGAUAUAAGAUACAAUUUGCUAAACGCAUGAAACUCAAGAAGAACGAAGACCAAAGUGUGGACACUUUGCCCCUUCUUAGAAUUUGGAACAAAACACCCAUGUAAAGAGUUACAGAGACAAAGUUUGGAGCUGAGAUGACAGGAUGGAGCAUCUAGAGACUGUCAUACCCGGGGAUCCAUCCCAUUAUUAGCUCCAAACGCUGAAACCAUUGCAUACACUAGCAAGAUUUUGCUGAAAGGACCCAGAUAUAGCUGUCUCUUGUGAGACUAUGCUGGGGCCUAGCAAACACAUAAGUGGAUGCUCACAGUCAGCUAUUGGAUGGAUCACGGGGCCCCCAAUGGAGGAGCUAGAGAAAGUACCCAAGGAGCUAAAGGGGUCUGCAAUCCUAUAGGUGGAACAACAGUAUGAACUAACCACUACCCUCCCCGCCCCACAGAGCUCAUGUUUAUAGCUGCAUAUGUAUCAGAAGAUGGCCUGGUCGGCCAUGAUUGGAAAGAGAGGCCCAUCGGUCAUGCAAACUUUAUAUGCCUCAGUACAGGGGAACGCCAGGGCCAAGAAGUGGGAGUGGGGGGGGUGUGGAGGAGAGGGUAUGGGAGGACUUUUGAGAUAGCAUUGGAAAUAUAAAUGAAGAAAAUACCUAAUUAAAAA